AGACAGAACCUCCACCAACCAAAACUCAAAUGAUUCCGAAACCACUGCAGACGGUGGGAAAAGCCGCCGCCGUAAUCUUUGCCGGAUUUCUGACCCUCAAUCUCGCUUCCACCGCCACGAUGGGAGCCAUACGUGUGGCCGUCGAGUCCAAAAGGAAAAAGACUGCUCUGCCUUGUGGGGUUUGUAAAGGGAAAGGGUUUUACAUAUGCAAGCUAUGCCAAGGGAACGCCACCAUUCAAUGGUCGCCUCUGUAUGACCCAGUAGCCAUAAACCCUUGUCUCUGCCCAACCUGUGAUGGAAAUAGGGUACAGCGAUGCCUUAACUGUUUGGGGAAGGGAUACAAUUGAGUUGUAAAAGCAGAAUAUAGUGUUAGUUCUUUAGCUCUGUUGUAAUGGAUCAUGAUCAUUUUCAUGUAUAACUACUUUAUCAUCUGUGAACUCUUCCUCCUUUUGUUUCUUUAAGCUUAUCAUGUCUUUUGAGAAUGAAGGAGAUCUUCACUUUGAGCAAACUUGCCAAACCACCAAGUGGAUUUCCUGAUCAGUCACGGAAAAGAUUGAAGUGGCUCUCUGUGUUACAAGUUGAUUGGUGAUGUUUGGAUUAACACCUUAUAUGAAUUCCUCAUGGAAAAAGAAAGUGAAACAUGUGAUUGUAGUUGAAAGGAUUGGUAGUGAUUCUAAGAUCAGAGGCAGAUAUAUGUAGAAACAAGGAGGCCCAAAGGCCGGGGAAGAUAGGCACAGCCCAACUUCAAACAUAGAUUUCUGUCACUCAAAGCAUCACCAUUAGCUCGAGACCGGUGAAGAUGACAAAUACAGGUGUA
This is a messenger RNA of Fragaria vesca subsp. vesca, 817 nucleotides long. RefSeq lists its product as uncharacterized. The record is from RefSeq and is a predicted model, not a curated record. The transcript has 3 exons. NCBI's taxonomy places the organism in Eukaryota, Viridiplantae, Streptophyta, Magnoliopsida, Rosales, Rosaceae. Bases 30 to 347 code for a protein of 105 amino acids.